UCAUGAAUGAACUGCUAUCAUUAUCAUUCAUGAGUGGCUGUCGGCCUAACAGAGAUGAUAUGCUCCUCAUCUUUUAUCUUUUAUUGUGCGCUAAGCGAUAAUGAAGCGAACCUUUGAUCAGUUGAUCGGUUGUUCAUCAGAUGCUGGGGGAUCUGAAAAUGAAUCUGUCAGGUUCAGCGGUGGUACCAUCCGAGAUGCUGUUUUUCAGCUAAUAAACCAUCACCAAGAUAAAGAUGCUUUGUUGCUAGAGGCUGGUGAUUUCCCCAUCGACUCCACGGGCCGAAAUGAAACAAAAGCUGGCAUCAAAGACUUGCAUCCACAUUACAUGCACUCAGUGGAAGGCUUCAUUAAGAUGUUAGAGGUUGAAUCGCGUGGGCAGGAAGUGGCUACCACAGCAGCCAUUGAGUGUGCCAAGAAGCUGAAGAGCCUCUCUGAGCAGAAGAUAGAGGAAAGGAAGCGAAAUACUAUGAUCAAUGUUGUCAUUGAAGCCGUGAAAUGCCUCAAGAAAGAAAACCGUUUCAACGAUGGCAUUUUCAUAAACCAGUUAUGUUCAGCUCAUGGUGGUAUCAGUGCUGAAUUGCUGUGGAUCCUGAAUAAGGAGUUCAUUAUGACCAUAGACUCUUACAUCAGCUGUAAUUUAGGCAAAGCUGUGAUAUUCGAAGCUCUACCCGGCAACAUCAUCAGUAUGUGUAGAUCUGCCUCUGAAUCGGAGAGGAGGAGGGUGGAUAUCAUUUCAGAUCUGAUGGCCUAUCUGAUUCGACAAGGUUAUGCCCGAAGAAGCAGUGAGCUCGAUCAUGCUUCCAAGACUCUUAAGAGGGUCACUGUUGCUGUUCUUGACUCCAUCCUGAAAGAUACCCUGAAGAAUGUCACAGAAUUAGGCUUACCCCACCAGAACCCUUUCUAUCUAGCCUUCAACCACGGUGGACUAGAUUCUGAAACUAUCAAGCGCUGCUGCACACAUCUGCUUGCUGUCACCAUGAGUUUAAAUCCAGAUCUGAAAGUUUCUCAGGCACUCAUCAAGCAGUCGACAUGGAAAUAUGUAAAUACUCCACCGGGCCUGGCUCAGGUGUACAAUCAUCUGAUGCUGCUGUUUGAUUCAAUGGAAGUCUUGAAUAUCAUUAAGAGAGUUCUUGCUCGUCAGGAGGUCAACUGGGAAACGGUCCUGUCCUUUGCGGCUACGUUUCUCGUCUUGUUUCGUGAUGCGAGUGAUGUUUACAGAGGUCUGAUCAGGAAUCUUCUCCAGGAGGCCUUUGAGAACCUGGAAGUUGAGAAUUUGAUCACAGGGUUCCUGCUUGCUAGGCAGGGAUGUCUGGAGGGGCCGCAUGUCUUUCCCUCAUAUCAGGAGUGGUUCCAGGACAGCUUCGGCAGCAGCACCUCACCAGCCAAUAACAAGAAGGCAUUCUCUUUACUGGUGAAGUUUCUCACGGACAUUGUGCCAUUUGAGUCGGCCAACAUCCUUCGAGUCCAUAUCAUGAAGCCGCCACUCAUACCAGCCAAGUGCAAUGAUAUGUACGCAGACUACACAAUCUUGGCAAAGACGAGGCUAUCGGAUAUGAAUGAACCCCUGGACCCACAAGUUGGAAUCUACACCAGCACAAAGAUGGAGGGCAACGAGUUGGAAGACCAGAUCAGUAAUGAUGUCAACAAUGCCCUGGUGUCGUUCGAGCAGUCAGGAAAAGUUCCCACCAUCAUCAUUGAGGCCAGCAUUUUCCGAAAGCCAUAUUACAUCAGGCGAUUUCUGCCAGCGCUCAUGAAGCCAAGACCUCUCCCAGAUGACCCUGAUAUUCGAAUGAAAUUCAUAACUGCUUUAAACCAGUCAGGGAAAAUUCCGACAGCCAUGUUUAACGACUAUCAAAGCAGCUGUAAGAGGGAGACUGUGCAACUGUUGGAAGGCCUUUUCGUGGAUGAUGAAGAUGUUAUACUGCUGCCACCAGAAGAUCAACUACAGGCUUUGCUGGACCAGUUCCUUGAGAACAUUUCAAAGGAAUUGAAUGACAAGGAAGGGGCAAUGAAACUCACUGAUACGAGUACUGGGAAGUUGUCCAUGAUCAAGGAAAGAGUGGACGAUGUGCUUGGGAAAGAGUGUAAGGAAAUCAGUGAAGUGGUCAAGCCAGUCAUCAUUGGAGAAAAGUAUGACAUCUUGCCUAAUAUCUGCCAGGCAUGUGAAAUGUUGCUGAAUACAUACUGUAAGCUUGCUGCUCUGUUGUCCUCUACUGGCCAUCUAAAGGACAACUGGCACAAACCUUAUGUGGAGAUCAUGUUCUUUCAUCCAACACUCCUCUCUCAUUUGUAUCAAAGGAUAUGGAAUAUAGUCAUUUCGGAGGGCACCAGUCUUGAGCAGCAUCACAUCCUCGGCCUCGCCCACCUCCUUGCUGUCUUCGCAUCACAUUGUAGCGGGAAGACCCCAAUGGUGAUAUCGCCAUCCAAACAGUCCACUCAUCUUCACGAGGCCAUAUUACAAGAGUUACCUCAUCAUGAUAGACAAGCCAUGGUUUUCACUUUCAGGUUUAUGACCUACUACCUCCAGUAUUCGCACUGUGAAGUCAGAUCAUCUUCAACUUUUCAAAAGUCAAUCCUGCAGAAGUUUCAGGUGCUUGCCUACAGACUCUGCCCGAGUCAUUUCAACUUCACACCCCUUGACCCAACAGCAUUGCCAGUAUUGGAAGAACAACAGCUUGCCAUUGAGAUUAUGAGGUCAGAAAAUUACAGAAAGUUGUGCGAUGAAGUUGGAAAGUUCUCCUUUGACGAUUGGUUGGCGCUUGAAUGUGAAGUCUUCCCGGAGCAGGAUAUCUUAUCAGAUCAGGACAGAUUGGUGCUGUAUGACUGGUUACUCCACACAGUUUAUGUCCCUCGAUCACUGCAGGAUGGAGGCUGUGGGGGCUCCUACAGGGAGGCUUGUAUCAGAAUGUUCAAGUCAAUUGUCCGAUACCAGAUGCAGCCCAAGGUGAUUCAGAAACGGUGCUAUAAUCACAAAGCCAAAGAAGAUAGAGGGAGCUGUCAUCAUCUAGUUAGAUUGUUACAGAAUCUCUGCUUGAACUCGAUGCAGAGAAAAGUCGAGGCUACACAUGUGUCUGCUGAAGCAGAGGCUGAAAGUGCCAUGUCUUGGAUGAUUGAAGCAACAGACCAGCUGGUGUCAGAGUUGACAGAGUAUGCUGCUCCUGUAUGCUUCAGGUUUUAUUCUCGGUUACCAGCGCCACUGUUCUGGACGAAUGACAUACGAGUCACACCCAGUGAGCAGAUGGUGAGGUGCAGCCUCAACCAUGUCAAGAAGUAUCUUAGGAAUCACUUAUCUGAUGGGCUCUGUCUGACAUAUCCUUGUAUUCUCUUCCUGCUAAAGGGUGCCUUUUCAUUCAAUUCUCCCGAUGUUGCUAAGUUAGUUGGUCAACCAAACGAGGACAACAUGUGCAUUACCCUCGCUAUCAUGGUCCACUGGAAGAAACUGCAUUGGUUGGAGACUUGUUUCAACAGUGAUGACUUCAGCCGCCACGGAGAGAUGAGGAGUCGCGUAAAGAGUAUAUUUGGUAAUCCAGGUGAACCCUCAACAAGAAUGAGGACCAGUAACCCACAGCAAACAUUUGCCUGUUACAGUAUCAUGCGGGAUGGGGAUUACACGCCAAUUCAGAUAAAGAAAAUAAUGUUGUCAUUCUCUAAAGUGCCACAGAUGGAUUAUGCCUUAAUCGUGACAGCGAUGUCUGACAUACCUCUUCAAGAGACUGAAAACUGGCUGAACAUGCAAGAAGGGUUUAGACUAGCGGUUUGUCAGCGACCCAACCUCCUCAGUGAGUUUGCAGAGGGUCUAAAUGAGAAACUAGAUCAUGUUCCAGAUCUCUCUGGCCGGUUACGUGCCGUCACAUUUCUCAGAAUGAUGCUGGAGACGCCUAAAAACGAAUUGAAAGUCCUGCUGAGGGAGUGUGACGCCAUGAAGUCACUGAUGGACAUAUACACCAAUGUUGGGGAGCUCUACGACUCAGAAACAAAAGAAGUCCCUCUGAGUUACUAUCAGCCUUUGACGACUGAUGUGAUUCUGGCGUUCUCUGUGUUCCUCAAAAGAUGCUUACGUCUAUGUCCCAAGGAAACGUUGGCUAGGAUUCCUAACAAGUGGAUAGCAACGUUAACAUCGAUGUUCAUCAAAGAUGAGCAGAUGGAUGGUACUUGAUUUAGGAUUAAAGCCGCAGCUGGAAGCAUUUGGGACACGAGUAAGUGGAGAACUCGAUUAAGGAUAUCAGCGACGGCUUCUUUCUUCAUGACACAAGUAUUGAGUGGCGGACUCAUUCGGAUCACAUCAUCGGGGGAAGCUGUGUGUUCUUGGCGUCUCGUAUACUUAACUUUCAAUAUUUCACUGCUUUAAGUGGUAGAGAUAUACAGUGGAAACUCCCGUUGUGGACACAUCUAUUAACAGGACAACCUCCUUACUAUUGAUGCAUGCUCUAAUGUGGUAUUAAGGUAAAUCCUAUGAUAACGCAGCCUUGUACUAGGUUUAAUACCAUGAUGUACCGAUGGCCAUAUUAAGGAGUCAAAAUUUCCUUGGCUUUUUGAAAGGGGAAAAAA
Messenger RNA from Lineus longissimus, 4548 nucleotides. RefSeq names its product Fanconi anemia group A protein homolog. NCBI's taxonomy places the organism in Eukaryota, Metazoa, Nemertea, Pilidiophora, Heteronemertea, Lineidae. Gene Ontology annotation, cellular component: Fanconi anaemia nuclear complex. Bases 101 to 4156 code for a protein of 1351 amino acids. The transcript is spliced from 34 exons. The record is from RefSeq and is a predicted model, not a curated record. Gene Ontology annotation, biological process: interstrand cross-link repair.